UGCGUGAAGACACCUCCGAGGGCCAAGAUGAGAUUCUGGUGGAAAGGGAGGCACAGGGAGAAGGAAAACACCACUGAAAAGCUUGCCCCCCAGUCGGAACUACUGGAGUCGGGUCCGGAUCAAGACCCCGUGGGCAGAGAGAUGGUUUCAGGGCUGCCGCUCGAUGAAGAGCUGGGUCAGCCUCACCUGACUCCCCCGAGGAGCCCCGAGCUGGCUGGCGUCUGUCAACGGGAGUGUAAGGAAAACAAAGAGCCGUCGCCCGAGGUGAAGCGCAAGCGCAGCCUGAAGACUAUGAAUGACCUGGACGGCGAGGAGUGCAAGAAAGACACUCUGAUGGACGUUGUGUUCAAAAAGGCCUUGGAAGAGUUCCGGCAAAGUAUCGUCAGCUUCUACUCUAUCUUGGAGCAAACGGUGAGACUGGAGCAAAGGGAGUGGAGUGAAUCCCCCGUCCGGGUCUGGGUCAACACCUUCCAAGCGUUUUUGGAUGAAUACGUGACGGAAUAG
Molecule: messenger RNA, 504 nt
Organism: Sphaerodactylus townsendi
Lineage: Eukaryota; Metazoa; Chordata; Lepidosauria; Squamata; Sphaerodactylidae
Product: unconventional myosin-IXa-like
Exons: 5
Biological process (GO): intracellular signal transduction
Molecular function (GO): microfilament motor activity; GTPase activator activity
Source: RefSeq, a predicted model, not a curated record